AUGAAUGAUGAUCCUGAUAAUGAAGAAGUUCCUAGUGAUACUGAAGAUGAAGUUGAUGCGGAUUUAAGUGAAGAUGAAAAUGAAGAAAGUCCAAAAAAGAGGCUGAAGAUUACAGAUUUUGGAAACGAUUUACAACAAAAGCAUAAUUUAUACAAAGAUCAUAGGAACAGUGUGAUUAAAAAAUGGCAUGAAAAAACUAGAAUGCCAGUUUUAAAAAAUAUGACCAACAAUCACUCCAUUAUCCAACAUAUUGAACAUUCCUUAGGCGAUAAAGACAAAUUAAUCAAAAGAACAAGAUUAAAAAGAAGUGAUUACAAAAUCAUUGGUGAGGACAGUGCUAGUGAUAAUGAAGAGGAAAGUACACAAGAAAAACCAAGUGAAGAAUACAAUAGUGAAAUAUUUGAUGAUGAUGACUUUUAUCAUCAACUUCUUAGGGAGCUGAUUGAAUUUAAAUCGUCAUCUUUAACAGAUCCUGUGCAGUUAGGUAGACAAUGGGUACAACUACAAAAUUUGAGAAGUAAGAUGAAAAGAAAAAUAGACACAAAGGCAACGAAAGGUAGAAAAAUUAGAUAUGCUGCGCAUACCAAGUUGGUUAAUUUUAUGGCCCCUAUUGAUGACAAUUUAUGA
Diabrotica virgifera virgifera (western corn rootworm) is the source of this 627-nucleotide messenger RNA. Its product is annotated as protein AATF-like. The coding region runs from base 1 to 627 and encodes 208 amino acids. The transcript has 2 exons. The record is from RefSeq and is a predicted model, not a curated record. Gene Ontology annotation, biological process: regulation of transcription by RNA polymerase II. Gene Ontology annotation, cellular component: nucleolus; nucleus. Lineage: Eukaryota; Metazoa; Arthropoda; Insecta; Coleoptera; Chrysomelidae.